Messenger RNA from Fusarium proliferatum ET1, 1740 nucleotides. RefSeq names its product putative SIT1-Transporter of the bacterial siderophore ferrioxamine B. Gene Ontology annotation, biological process: intracellular iron ion homeostasis; transmembrane transport. Gene Ontology annotation, cellular component: vacuolar membrane; endosome. Gene Ontology annotation, molecular function: siderophore-iron transmembrane transporter activity. The coding region runs from base 1 to 1740 and encodes 579 amino acids. Lineage: Eukaryota; Fungi; Ascomycota; Sordariomycetes; Hypocreales; Nectriaceae. The record is from RefSeq and is a predicted model, not a curated record. The transcript has a single exon.
AUGGACAAAACAACUGCCACCAUCGAGCUUGAUCAAAAGGAUGAUCCCAAUCCUCCAAUAACACCUCAAGCUGCCCCAAAACUCCCGGGAGUCCUGCGCGUGGAAGCAGCAGCUAGCAAGCUCACAACGCCCAAACGAUGGAUCUUCUUCACCAGCAUCUUCUUCUUCAGCUACGCCCUCAACCUUGACUUCCAGACACGAAACACCUACGUCCCCUACGCCACAUCAUCCUUCGGCAAUCACUCCCUCCUGGCUACGGUCAUUGUCAUCCGUGAAGUCGUGGCCUCUGCUAUCCAGCCCUCGGUUGCCAGGCUGACUGAUGUCUUUGGCCGCAUUGAGAUCUUUACCCUUGCUGUCGUUUUCAGCUUGGUCGGGACGAUCAUACAGACGUAUUCGGCAAACAUUCAGACUUUUGCUGGUGGUGCCGUGCUGCAUUCGCUCGGGUACAGGAUCUCAAUUCUUACUAUUGAGAUCAUGAUUGCAGAUUUCACGUCUAUGAAGACGAGGCUGUUCUUUGCUUUUGUGCCUAACUGGCCUGCCCUUGUCAAUAUUUGGAUAAGUGGAGAUAUCACAUCUGCUAUCCUUUCAGUAACUUCCUGGAAAUGGGGAAUUGGCAUGUUUGCAAUCAUUAACCCGAUCUGCGCUUUGCCUCUGAUUAUCUUCAUGUUCGUCCUCGGCCGUCAGACGAAGCGUUCAAGACUGGAGCAGGAGACUCUUGGAUCUUCCUCUUGGACUGCGUCUCUCAAGGCAAUCUUUUGGGAGCUUGAUGUCAUUGGCGUGCUGCUCUUGACAGCUGCCCUAGCUAUGACAUUGAUCCCUCUCACGCUGGCAGGCGGACAGAGCGCCAAGUGGAGGGAUGCCAGCAUCCUGACACCUCUCAUCAUCGGUCUUAUUCUUUUCCCAAUUUUCGCCAUAUGGGAAAGGAAAGUAAGUCACCCAAUGCUUCCAAUUCACCUCCUCAAGCACCGGACCGUAUGGGGUUGUCUCGGCAUCAGUGCUAUCUUCCCGAUCGCCUUCAUGGUCAUUGGAAGCUAUCUGUUCAGCUUGCUCGUGGUAUCUUACAACUUUACCGUCAAGGACGCUACUCGAGUGGCGUUACUCUAUCAGUUCUGCGCUAUCAUUGUAGGCUCUCUUCUCGGCCCAAUCAUCAUCAAGAUUCGACGCCUCAAGGAAGUCAUCUUGACUGGCAUUGCACUCUUUUUCGUUGGGUUCGGACUUAUCCACCACUUCCGAGGUGGCUCUGGUUCCAAAUCUGGAGUCAUUGGCGGAGAAGUCAUGAUGGGAAUUGCUGGUGGCCUUUUCUCUUGGCCAACACUUGUUCUUAUCCAGACCGUUGCUCGACACGAGUACAUUGGAGUCUUGAUAUCUCUCGUUUUCACUGCAAACGCGAUCGGCCAAGCCAUUGGUGGUUGUGUGUCUGGCGCCAUGUGGACACAGACUCUGUACAAAGAGCUUGAGAAGAACCUUGCACCAUUUGGCAAUGACACGCUGGCUUCAGCUGUGUAUGCUUCGCCUUUGACUGUCGUCCCUCAAUAUCCUUUGGGAUCGCCUGAGAGAGAGGCUAUGGGCUUGAGCUAUCGAUACAUCCAAAGAAACUUGAGUAUUGUCUCGUUAUGCCUCGUUGUACCUAUGCUUGUUCUUGGACUAUGUCUUCAUAAUCCUACACUUUCCGAUAAGCAAGCUCAAGUGGACGAAAAUGUCGAGUCUCCGAAAGAGCAGAAGCAGAUUACUGGCAACUAA